CUGGUUAUUCAUGUAAUGCAUCUCUAUUUCCAGUCAUACGUAAUUUGCGCUUUAAUAUAAAGUUGGCCUGUUAAGUGUUUGUUAACAGUUAGUGUUUUAAAUUUGGGAGCUUUUACUUAAAAAAGGUACGAAUCCAAUUCGAAACCAGAAUAUGGAUUGGGAUUUCAACACUACCAACGAGACCUUCGACACAGAAGUCAUUCACUUCGUUCAAUAUCCUCUAUCGACUCGAAUUUUAGGAGGUUUUGUGUCUCUAUUCUCCACCACGUCAAACUUAAUAAUAAUUUUGACGAUAUGCAAAUUUCCCAAGCUGCAUUCGAGGAUUUAUUGGUACAUAGUGAAUUGGUGUAUCUGCAAUGUUUUCAUCACCGCUUCUAUGCCUUAUAUAUACAAUAUAUUCGAUUUUGAGACAUUAGUAAUUGAUAAAAAACUGUUCUGUAUAUGGCAGGAAAACAGUUUUAAUUUUUUAACCGGAAAUCAGUUUUUUGUAGCUGUUAUAAUAUUGGAUUGGUAUAUUAACACUUUCGCUAAUCAAAGAUCGUGUUCGUUACGAUGUAGAAACAAUUAUAAAACUAUAAUUUUAGCUGUUUGGAUAUUUUUAAUGAUUCUUAUAUUGAUCACAACUUUUUUGUGUAUAUUCGAUAACAGUUCCCCCUUGUCCGUUUUGUGUUACGGAUUCAGUUAUUUGGGAAUAUUUUUUCUUUUCUGUAUAAUUUCUUUGUUGAGAUGCUUCAAAUUGAAGAGAUCUAGUAUAGUCGUUGAGAAAUCUAAAUUGGAAUUUAGAUUAGCUUUUUCUUACUUCAUAUCCUGGUUAUUCACAACUUUAUAUUUGUUUAAUAUUAAAGCUUUUCAUAAAUAUUUUUCUCCUACAACGAAUUAUAUGAUUCUGGAAUUAACCACGCUAUUGGGAUUAAGUCACGCCAUAGUUUUGUUAAUUAUUUUGUAUGUAUUAGAUAGAAGUUUUAGAAUUUGCGUUAGGACGAUGUUUAAUUUGCCCAUUGGCGAUUCCGACAUUGAGUUUAAAGUGAAACAAGAUCUUUUAGAUAUUUUAUAGACCUGUGUAUAAACUCGUAGCCAUAAAUAACGCACCGCCCUUUAUUUCAAUAUCAAAACCUGAAAUGUUAGUCCUUAGGAUUUGUUUUUUUGUAUCAAAAUGUAUCAGCAAAUAAAUGUUUUUGUGGUUUUUAUGAAUUUUCUGGAAAAUUCAAUCUACGUGAUUGAAAACAUUCUUCGCGAAAUUUGAGUUGCAAGAUGGAUGAUAGUUUUAAGAAAUAAACGUUUGUUUACUAUUAAUUUCUGGCAAUUUCUGUAGUAUCAAAAUUCAUGACUUCUCCCGUUUAUCUGAAUAAUAAAUAAGAAAAUAGAAAGAAAAAUUUACCCACGUGGAAAUAGUUAUAGUUAAAUAUGUAAUUUACAGAUUUUUUUGUACGGUUUUUAAGAAAAAUGUAAUUUUAAAGCAAAAACUAUAAAUAAAAAUACAAUUUCUUGCACAAAUCUAAACGAAAUAUAGUUAAUCACAACACAUAGUUGUCUUCUUUCUUAUUAAAAUAUCAUAUGUCAAUCAUAUGUCAAUCAUAUGUCAAUCAUAUGCCAAUCAUAAGUCAAUCAUAUGCCAAUCAUAAGUCAAUCAUAUGUCAAUCAUGAGUAGACAGUUAUAGCAGUACUCUUAAUGUAUAUAUACCUAAUCUUAUGAUAGAGAAGUAAGUUUUUGAUUUUUUAUAAAAACAGUUUCUCUCGUUGUUUGGAAGAAUUCUAUGAAAUUUGUAAUAGCUGUGAUUAAGAUUUGUUGUUUGUGUGAAAUAAAAUUAGAGAGCUCUUUUGAUUCA
Messenger RNA from Diorhabda carinulata, 1826 nucleotides. RefSeq names its product chemokine XC receptor 1-like. The transcript is spliced from 2 exons. Lineage: Eukaryota; Metazoa; Arthropoda; Insecta; Coleoptera; Chrysomelidae. The record is from RefSeq and is a predicted model, not a curated record. Bases 152 to 1054 code for a protein of 300 amino acids.